This is a messenger RNA of Poecilia latipinna (sailfin molly), 3781 nucleotides long. It is a transcript of the gene rest, whose product is annotated as RE1-silencing transcription factor. Bases 420 to 3143 code for a protein of 907 amino acids. The record is from RefSeq and is a predicted model, not a curated record. NCBI's taxonomy places the organism in Eukaryota, Metazoa, Chordata, Actinopteri, Cyprinodontiformes, Poeciliidae. Gene Ontology annotation, cellular component: nucleus. The transcript has 6 exons. Gene Ontology annotation, biological process: positive regulation of transcription by RNA polymerase II.
CUAAGUUUUUCAUCUGUUUUAAUAAAUAAAAAGAGAUUGUAGUGAAAUUGUUCCAUACCUGUUCUGAACCUCAACCAGAACCCAUCCAAAACCUUUUCCAGGUCAGGUUUAAUCAUAUUCACGGUUCUGAGCUUUUUAACCUGAACAGAACCAGAACCUCUGAGUUGAGGUACUCUCAGUCACUCUGACGUCUCUUCCUCCAUCUUGUUCUGUAACUCGCACAUUUUCACAGAAAAACUACAAACUUGCGGAGCUACGCGUUGACGUCAGGACCCUACGUCACUGUAGAGGAAUGUGCGGAAACUUCUACCUAGUUUUCUAACAGCGCUGUCCGUCGAAGGUAAACCUUCCCAGAACAGGAAAGUCUCCAGGAAAGUCUUUGGAAGUUCGGAGCUUCCUGUGGGUGGAGCCCCGUCGUCAUGGCGACUCAGACCAUGUUCUCAGCUGGGAUGUUUCCUGUGGGCGUCUCUCUGGUGGAGGACGGGGCGGGCCUCAGCGAUCUGCCCCGGGACACGCUGCCCGCCCCUCAGCUGGUGAUGCUGGCUAACGUGGCGGCGGUGACGGCGGCGGAGGGCGGCGACGGCGGCAGCAUGGCCGACGAGAAGGAGAUGAUGGAGCUGAAGACGGUGGGAUGUGGCUACUCUGACAGUGAAGACGAGGGCGUCAUCAGGUACAGCUACGACAACCAGAACCACCGCGAGGUGUGCAUCGUGGAGUACCCAGAGUCCCCGAACCCGGCCGCCCAGACCGUCGCCAUCAGUGGCAGCAGAGAGGAUGAGGAGAACCCCUCCACUGAGAAACAGCCCCCCUCCUUUAAGCCCCGCCCUUCCACCGUUUCACCCCAACCUGGGGCCAAAGGGGUGAUGGAUGGCGCCCAGAAGAAGAAGCCGUUCUGCUGCAAGCCGUGCCACUUCCAGGGCCAGAACGAGCAGGAGUUCGUAGAGCACCUGAGCACGCACAGCAUCAACAAGAUGAUGGUGGUGCACCAGGUGGAGGGGCGGAGCAAGAGCAAAGCCAAGGAGGCGGAGUCACGGGAGGCUUUGCCAGGCAGGGAGGCGGAGCACGGCAGAGAGGAGGAGCCCAGCAGCGAGGACACGGCCGCCGGCGUGGACACCAAAGGGCUGAUCAGGUGCGAGCGCUGCGGCUACAACACCAACCGCUACGACCACUACAUCGCUCACCUGAAGCACCACAGCAAGGAGGGCAACGACCACAGGGUGUUUAAGUGCACGCUGUGCGCCUACACUACGGUCAGCCAGUACCACUGGAGGAAGCACCUGAGGAAUCACUUCCCCAGCAAACUGCACACCUGCAGCCAGUGUUCCUACUUCUCUGACCGCAAGAGCAACUACAUCCAGCACAUUCGGACCCACACUGGUGUGCGUCCAUUCCAGUGUCUUUACUGCGACUACUCGAGCUCCCAGAAGACUCACCUGACCCGCCACAUGAGGACUCACUCAGGUGAACGUCCCUUCAAGUGUGAGAGCUGCAGCUACCUGGCAGCCAAUCAGCACGAGGUGACCCGUCAUGCCCGCCAGGUCCACAACGGUCCCAAGCCUCUGUCCUGCCCCUACUGCGAGUACAAGACGGCCGACCGCAGCAACUUUAAGAAGCAUGUGGAGCUGCACCUGAACCCACGGCAGUUCCUCUGCCCGCUCUGCAAGUACGCCGCUUCCAAGAAGUGCAACCUGCAGUACCACAUCAAGUCCCGGCACUCUGGCUGCAACGUGGACCUGGAUGUGUCCAAAGUCAAGCUGCGAGUGAAGAAACCCGGUCCGGACGGUCCAGACGACAAGUCUGAGUUAAAAGCAGCCACGCUGGAUGACUCCCCCGCCAUGGAAGACGAUGUGGACGAGGAAGAUGACUCGAGCCCCAUCAAUCUGUCCAUCAGGAGUAGCAGCGGACCCACCAUCAAACCGCCACAGCUAAGCGAGAUUCCCGACAAGGCUGCAAAGAAACGCAACUCCUUGUCUGAGAAGGAGAGACCCGUAAAGGCAAAGGAAGCAGAAAAGAAAGUCUCAACAAGGCAGAAGAAGGUCAAGGAGAAUCCUGUGGAGAACAGGGACGGUAAAGAAGUCCAGACUGCUGCUGGGAAUACUGAUGUCAAAGUGAAGAGACGAGUGAGGAAAGUUCCCACUGGGAAACCAGUUUCCCAGGACCAACCAGAAGAACCUGCAUCCCAGGAAAAACAACCGGUGGGACCCGCUUCCCAGGAAGACCAGUCUGAUCCAAAGAGUUCUGACCAGCAGAUAUGUAAAGACAAAGACUUGAAGGUGAGCUCCUAUAAGGAGAGCAAGAAAAGCCUCAGCAAAACCAGAAAGUCUGGAACCUUAAAGACUCCAGAACAAGCUGAGACACAGAAACCCAUCAGUCCUGAGAAGAGCCAGAAAGGAAAGUGGGUCAAAGAAAAGCCCACUAAAAGGAAAGCAGGACAGAUUCUGGAUCUAUCCCAAAAGUCCUCCAAGAAAAAGUGCCUGAAAGCUCCUGCUGCCAAGAAGUUGCUGUCCAAAACAUCUUCGGAUAGUACCGAGUCCAGUCCGACUGAAAAGGCUAGCAGAGAGGCACCAUCCAACCAGAAAAAGACCAGGACCUCCACCAGGAAGACCUUGGCAGUCGGUCCAAAACCAGAUGAACCGAUCUCUGAAACCAGUCCAUCUUUAGAGGCUAUGAAAGGUUCUGUUCAGCCAACUGGUUCUGGUGAAAUAGCUUUCUCCACAGAUGGGUUGACCCAACCAGAACCUGAUGCUCCUCCCAGCAGACCAUCAGAGAAGACAGAAGGUUCCCAUCCCACCUUCAUCAAACCGUCGGUGCCGCCUCGCCUACUCCUUCCUGGCCAGCGUGGCAGACCGGCCGACGCCGAGGACGAUGAGGGGAUCCACAGCAGCCACGAGGGAGGAAGUGACAUCAGCGACAGUGCCUCAGAGGGCAGUGAUGACUCUGGCCUCAACGGUACCGGUGCUGCUCCAGGAAAGCUGGCCAACGAUCCGGAGACGCCCACCGAGGAGAUCCCCACACCCACCGAACUCAAGAGCCACACGUGCAUCUUCUGCGACCGCACGUUCCCCCUGGAGACGCAGUACCGGCGCCACCUGAACCGCCACCUGGUCAACGUGUACUACAUGGACCCCGCUGCACCAAGAUGAGCUGGUCUUCAUGGUACCUGACUGGCUAUGGAGGGCCAGAAGUGGUUCUGUUGAGGGCUUGGCUCGGCUCAGGCUCUGGUCCAAAAGAACUUAGUCAUGUUUAUAUCUUUGAGUCUGAAACGGUUAUACUCCAGAGUCCACGGUCUGAAGUUCUGACUGCCAGUUCUGUUGAUAUGAACUCCUGACCGUUGGUUCCACUGAUCUGAACUAAUCGGCGCCAGUUCUAGAGGUCUGAACUUUGGACCGCUGGUUCUGUAGGGUCCUGACUCUGGUUUCAUGGUGAAGUCACUCAGUGCCUUAGACAAUCAGCUGCUUCUGACAGGUUCUGGUUCCUGUCCAAAGGUCCAGUUUACAAGACAGUCUGACGUUCUGCUAGCGGCUCACAAUGAUGAUGAUGAUGAAGCUUCCAGCUGUGUAAAUAUCUCAGUGCAAUAGACCAUUUAGUCCAGAGGCCAAAGUGAUUCUUUGUUUUAUCAUGAAGAGAAAUGAACUCAAUCGGAUCCUUCAAAGUAAAGGAGGACAUUAUGGACCGACGCGGUUCCUGACGGACCGACGCGGUGUUAGCAGGAUGCAAAUCAUGUUUUUUAGCUGUAAUCUGUCCUCUCAUCAUUUUGAAUAAACAUUUCAUACCUACCCAA